Pocillopora meandrina is the source of this 1191-nucleotide messenger RNA. Lineage: Eukaryota; Metazoa; Cnidaria; Anthozoa; Scleractinia; Pocilloporidae. The record is from the annotation of a GenBank genome assembly.
AUGUUUGACAAUUAUAGUACGAGUAACCAGACUGGUGAUGAUAUGGGCAAUGAUGGAUGCACGCAACACGUAACUACAAAGGCCGAGAACGUUGGGAAGCUAUCAGCCUACGUCAUCGUAUUUGCAAUUUCACUCUUUGGGAAUAUUCUCAUUUUGAAUGUAAUCUGCAAAAGCAAGAAUAUGCACAGAAACACCAACCUUUUGAUUCUGAAUAUGGCCAUCUCGGAUCUAGUCAUACCAGUUUUUGUGAUCCCUAGAAGAGUUAUACAAAUCGCUCUGGAAUUACCCUCAGCCAAAUGGAUCCUCUCUGGAGUAACAGGAGAAAUAACUUGCAAGCUGCAGACGUUCAUGCAGGAUUUUUCCGGUCUGGUCUCAACCCUUACACUGGUUCUAAUAUCCCUAGAAAGACUAGUGGCCGUCGCAUUUCCACUCCGCGCCAAAAUGGUCACAUACAGGUUACGGGUGAAUAUGAUAAUUUUGUCUUGGGUGGUUAGCGCAGCCAUCCAUGCUCCAUACUUCUACAUCUUCAAACUAUUUGAAUUUAACUCUGAAGUGUACUGCAUUGCAUCCUGGGAGCCUGCUUUUGAAGAGCCCUCGACUGGGAAAUUCUACAUCACCUUUCUUUGUAUUUCCGUGAUUUUAAUUCCGUUUAGUCUUUUAGCUGGCAUAUACACAGUUAUAGUGUCGAUUCUGAUCAGGCAAAGGAACCACUUGCGAGAUGCAGUUCGUGGAGGAAUUAUACGAGACAAAAUGAACAGAAAUGUACUGAAAAUGGCUGUGACAAUUGUUGUGAUAUUUGCCAUUUGUUGGGCUCCUCUCAAUAUCAAUCUGCUUCUUUUGACAUUUUUCAGGAAAUCUCAAAAUGCGUGGUGCACUCCUCCUGCUUUUGCAUUCACUGCCGAGUUCCUUGUGAUCGCCAACGCCGCUAUCAAUCCGUUUGUAUAUUUUGGCUUCGUGGAAAAUUAUCGACGCAAUCUUAAGAGAGUUCUCACCAAGUCUAUCUUAAGUACGAACGUUAGGAAAACUGGAAAGAGGCUAAGUGUUCGUCGCGAAACAUUUGAACUGACAUCUAUAACUUGCGAUAGAGUGCCCAGCUCUGAGAACGUGGUCUCAGGAAUUCGGAUGAUCUCGUCAAAGAGACUAGACUCAACAAGACGCAGGAGCGAAGUAACAAUGGCGGAGAACCUGUAA